Molecule: messenger RNA, 1277 nt
Organism: Magnolia sinica
Lineage: Eukaryota; Viridiplantae; Streptophyta; Magnoliopsida; Magnoliales; Magnoliaceae
Product: 26S proteasome non-ATPase regulatory subunit 7 homolog A
Exons: 10
Coding region: 102-1034 (310 amino acids)
Biological process (GO): proteasome-mediated ubiquitin-dependent protein catabolic process
Cellular component (GO): proteasome regulatory particle; proteasome complex
Molecular function (GO): metallopeptidase activity; protein binding
Source: RefSeq, a predicted model, not a curated record
GGUUUCGUGUCGAGGCGUUUUUCUUUUGGCCUCUCCAAAACCCCUCAUCGAGAGAGAGAGAGAGAGAGAGAGAGAGAGAGAGCCGUUGAUCUCACCUCGGAAUGGACGUCAUCAAGACGCAGCAGAUCUCAUCGAGGCCCAUCGAGAAGGUUAUCGUGCACCCCCUGGUGCUGCUUAGCAUCGUCGACAACUACAACCGAGUUGCGAGGGAUACUCGGAAGCGAGUCAUCGGCGUCCUCCUCGGCAGCUCCUUCAAAGGGACCGUCGACGUCACCAACAGCUACGCCGUUCCUUUUGAAGAAGAUGACAAAGAUCCUAGUAUCUGGUUUCUUGACCACAACUACCAUGAAUCAAUGUUUGCCAUGUUCAAGAGAAUAAAUGCCAAGGAACAUGUCGUGGGUUGGUACAGCACAGGCCCAAAGCUGCGGGAGAAUGACCUAGAUGUUCAUGGGUUAUUUCAUGAUUAUGUUCCUAAUCCUGUCCUUGUCAUUAUUGAUGUCCAACCUAAAGAGCUGGGAAUACCUACCAAAGCCUACUAUGCUGUUGAGGAGGUCAAAGAGAAUGCUACUCAGAAAAGCCAGAAGGUGUUCGUGCAUGUACCUUCAGAAAUCGCUGCUCAUGAAGUCGAGGAAAUUGGAGUGGAACACUUGCUGAGAGAUGUGAAGGACACAACAAUUAGCACACUCGCCACAGAGGUCACUGGGAAGUUGGCAGCCUUGAAGGGGCUUGAUGCACGUCUAAGAGAGAUACGUGGUUAUCUAGAUCUUGUAGUUGAUGGGAAGCUCCCAUUAAAUCAUGAGAUUCUUUACCAUUUGCAGGAUGUAUUCAAUCUACUUCCGAAUCUCAAUGUGGCUGAACUUAUCAAGGCUUUUGCUGUGAAAACAAACGAUAUGAUGCUGGUCAUCUACCUUUCUUCCCUUAUUCGGAGUGUAAUUGCACUACACAACCUUAUAAACAACAAGAUGCUGAACAAAGAACAUGAGAAGGCUGAAGAUGCAAAGCCGACGACUAUUCCAUCUGCAGCUGGAAGUUAGGAGGAUGCCUUCACCCACCGUGUCAGCAUUUCAGCCGUAAGGGGUAAGAGCUCGAGGCACUGACCUAGCUAGUGUUCCAUGGGCUCCCAUCUGAGAAUUCUCAUGGUGUUGAUUAGAGUUUGCAGGGUUUGACAUGAGAAACCCCUGUGCUUUUCUAAAGUAUUUUCUUUUGAUAUUUAUAAUUGUUGUUUUUCAUCUUGUUUUGCAAGAUAUUCUCCCAUGCUAAUUGAGACAUCUAGACUA